CUGAAAAAAAUGUACAGAGCGGAACGAAAAGUACUAUUCGCUAUAGUGCAGUGGCAUCAUGCACGCGUUGUACAUUUAUUUGGUCCUGUCAUGUUUUGCUUCCGUGUGGGAACAACGCUCUUGUGCCUUCAUUGGUUAGGAUUUACAUAUUAACAUUUCUGUGUGAAAUGGGGAAAAACACUGAACCGUCGGUAGCUAUAUAGUUGGUCAAAUAAAAAAUAAAAAAACUUGCAGCUAGAAUCACAUUGUGAACAUAUACGUUUGCGUUUGAUGGCAUGCUUUUUUGAUUUAGUAAGUAGCUCGGUAGCUAGCUAGCUAACAAAAUGUUAACCAGGCUUGGAGUUUUUGGUUAUAUGAACAUUGUCAAAACACUUUGCACUAGUACAAAUAGAUACCUUCAAGGCUUCGCCUCAGAUAAUGAUAUAAAGACAUUUAUUAUAGAAAACACUGAGAUAGUAAGGAAGCAUAACUUGACCCCAGAAAUCCAUUUGAGACUGUUCACCCCAAAUUGUCGGUUUUGGCAUGCAAGACCAGAACUGUGGCCUUUCUCUGACCCAUUCUGGGCAAUAUACUGGCCAGGGGGACAAGCACUCGCCAGGUAUCUAUUGAGUAACCCUGGAGUGUCACAGGGCAAGAGAGUGUUAGAUCUGGGGUGCGGCUGUGGAGCCUCUGCUAUAGCUGCCAAGUUCUGCGGUGCUUCUCAUGUAGUAGCCAAUGACAUCGACCCUGUUGCAGCCAUCGCGACCCAGCUGAACUGUGAGCUGAAUGGCCUGAACCCCCUCCCUUGUGAUACGGAGAAUGUGAUUAGUGCAGAGCCCGAGGAAUAUGACCUCAUCCUCCUGGGAGACAUGUUCUAUGAGGAGGCAUUGGCGGACAGCCUUCACAGCUGGUUAAACUGCUGCAUCCAGACCCACGGGACACAGGUCCUGAUAGGAGACCCGGGGAGGGCCCAGUUUGAAGGACACGGCAUCAGGAGGCUCCUGCGUCAGGAGGCUCAGUUUGAACUGCCUAAAGCUGUCAGAGAGGAGAACUAUGGACUGACCUGCAGCACUGUGUGGCGCUACCUGCCUGAACUCUGACAGACAUCUUUCACAAACCCAUAUUUGUAUGUGCUUUAGAGCACUCCUUCAACUGUUGUUGUUCGUGACUCUUGACAUAUGAUUGUGGAAUUGCUAUCAGCAAGUGCCUGGCAUUGACUCAAUUAAAACUUGUCAAUCUUCUUUGCCAUGAAGUCAAAUGUACUGUUGUUAAACAAACACCUCUUUUGACAUCUCAAA
Messenger RNA from Oncorhynchus mykiss (rainbow trout), 1277 nucleotides. RefSeq names its product electron transfer flavoprotein subunit beta lysine methyltransferase (gene etfbkmt). NCBI's taxonomy places the organism in Eukaryota, Metazoa, Chordata, Actinopteri, Salmoniformes, Salmonidae. Gene Ontology annotation, molecular function: protein-lysine N-methyltransferase activity. The record is from RefSeq and is a predicted model, not a curated record. Gene Ontology annotation, cellular component: mitochondrial matrix. Gene Ontology annotation, biological process: peptidyl-lysine trimethylation.